GAUUUUUGCCGAUCUAGUAGUUGUUUUUUAAUAAUCUCUCUACAUCACUCCAGACUAAUUUCAGUUCUUCACCUAAAUGCAGAGAGAUAAGAAAUAUUCUACUGAGCAUUUCUUUAUCUCAAGCAUUAUUGGUUAAAGAAGGUCAGUGUUGUUUAUGAACUCUGGAGAUGCAAAUUAAGCUAUGUGGACAUGCUAAAGUUAGUGGUUACAGCGUCAUAUUUGUUUGUGAAGAAAACUCCAUCCUUAUCACAGCCAUCAAAAACGGUCUGUGGCAUACAGUUGUGGAUGCUACGAAACUUGAUAAGUUAUGCGACUUGGUCAAACAAUCACGUGAUCAAUAUACACAGAACCUGUCAGAGUCUUUUUGCUCGCUUGACCCAUCUAGUCAUUUUAAUUUGAGUGAGGAUGGGCCAAAUUUAAAUUUCGUAUGGUCCAAAGAAAUUAAGAAAGGCAUUAAGAUUAUCUUCGGAUCUUUUCACUUAGAACCUGCACAAAAUCCACUUGAAUCUCUCUGUGAAUUAACUUGUCUCAUUACGACUAGUCUCAAGGGAUCAAUUUCAUGUUGCAGUAGUAUCGAGAGAGAAAACCGGAAUUUAAAAUCUUUAGCUGAGAUCUCCGCAAAAAAAUACGAAGAGAUAGUUUCACAGGUAGAUGAUAAGGAAACUAUCCUCCUGUCAAAGUUCUCAGCUGUUUUGAAUGAGAAAAAGCGAAAGUUCGAAAACAAUGAAUAUCCAACCUACGUGCUGAAUAAGAAUAGCAAAAUCUCAGUGGAAUUGUCAUCACAAAAUGAUGAUGACGAUUUAAUACCUUCCAAGGACCGCAAAAAAUCAAAGCUUGUCAUAGGUCGUCGUAAAUGAUUUGUAAAGUCUUUCGCCAACUAAUUCACUUCAAGAUAUAAUGACGUUUGUCACGACAGUUCUGGGUGUAUCUUCAGGCGCCAAGAUUACUUUUAAUAUACUUUUGUUUGUGUAAUUUACUUCGUGUAUUCAUCUUCGUUUUGCUUU
Molecule: messenger RNA, 1004 nt
Organism: Schistosoma turkestanicum
Lineage: Eukaryota; Metazoa; Platyhelminthes; Trematoda; Strigeidida; Schistosomatidae
Source: the annotation of a GenBank genome assembly